This is a messenger RNA of Terrapene triunguis (Three-toed box turtle), 1099 nucleotides long. RefSeq names its product leucine-rich repeat and calponin homology domain-containing protein 4. The record is from RefSeq and is a predicted model, not a curated record. Gene Ontology annotation, molecular function: protein binding. The transcript has 4 exons. Lineage: Eukaryota; Metazoa; Chordata; Testudines; Emydidae. The annotation marks the transcript as partial.
UGCGUCUCCACCCCCCUGAGCCCUGCCGUCCUCUCCGCAGCCUGUGCCCCCCACGACUGCACCGCGGACCACCAGCACCCCCUGCGGCUACGGGCCAGCUCGCACGACCUGGAUGAGAAGGAGUUAACAGCCCAGCUCCGCAAGGCCAUCGAGUCGCGGCUCAGCGUGACACUGACGGAGGACCUGGGUGACGCCCUGGCCAAUGGGGCCGUGCUGUGCCAGCUGGCCAACCACCUGCGCCCGCGCUCUGUGCCCUUCAUCCACGUCCCGUCUCCCGCCGUGCCAAAGCUGAACAAGAUCAAAUGUCGGAAAAACGUGGAGAGCUUCCUGGAGGCCUGUCGCCACAUGGGGGUCCCAGAGGUCGCCCUCUGCUCCGCCUCCGACGUGCUCCAGGGGGACGCCGGGCGGCUCCGGGGCACCCUGCGGGCCCUGCUGCGCCCCGGAGCCGCCGAGGAGAGCCCUGCCGCUGCCCACGCCGCGCCCGCCCUACCCGGGCCCCUCGCCGGCUUCGCCCUCUUCUAUGUCUCCGUGAUGUCGCUGCUUUUCCUGGCCUAUCACAAGCUCUGGGGCUUCUGAGGAGCCGCGGGGGGGCCCCAGCCCUGCCUAGUGCCUUAGAGAGACCCACGGCGGGGUGUGGGGCUGGGUAUCCCUCUGGGGCCUGGUGGAUCCCCGCUGCCGGCCCCCGACCGCCUUCAAACCCGCCUCCUCCUACAGAGACCUGCUGUGGGUCCCAGAGCCCUGGUGUGGGCCCCGCUCCAGGCUCCCCCUUGGGGGGCGAGCUAGCCCCCUUCCCCAGCUCUCCAGUGCCUCUCAGUGGCCACGGGCUGCCCUGCGGCCAGCUCGCUUCAGCUGCCUUAACGCGGUUAAAUUAUACGGCUCUAUAUUUGAUAUAUAUAUUGGAAGGCCGAGCCCGGCCGCCGGGCCCGGCAUGUACAAACGUGUAAAUAGCGUGUGGACUCGGGCGGCCCCUUCUCUCUCGGCGAUUUCCUGUUGUACGUGUGCCCCGUCCCCUGGCCGCUUUCGGUGUGUCCCGGCCGCCGCGUGUGUGUCAUGCCCCCCGCGCUGUCGCGUUCGCUGAGAAAAGCAGCGCUCCAACCCA